Helicoverpa zea (corn earworm) is the source of this 3474-nucleotide messenger RNA. Its product is annotated as E3 ubiquitin-protein ligase RNF185-like. Lineage: Eukaryota; Metazoa; Arthropoda; Insecta; Lepidoptera; Noctuidae. The record is from RefSeq and is a predicted model, not a curated record. Gene Ontology annotation, biological process: ubiquitin-dependent protein catabolic process. Gene Ontology annotation, molecular function: ubiquitin protein ligase activity; metal ion binding; ubiquitin-like protein conjugating enzyme binding. Bases 223 to 777 code for a protein of 184 amino acids. The transcript is spliced from 5 exons. Gene Ontology annotation, cellular component: endoplasmic reticulum.
AUAGUCUAUGACAAAAAAAUGACAGAUCAUCAACAAACCACGGGAUUGGGGAUGUGAUUUAUUUAUUUUUAUAAUUUUCUGUGUGAAAAAGCUGGGUAUUAUUUCAAAUUUAACAGUAUCAGGUGAUUUUCUUGUUAGAACUGAUAGUAAAAGUUCUUCAAUACCGUUUUCUAUAAGCUCGAGUGAAGUUUUGUCGUGUCACACUGGGAACGUCAUUGGGCGAUGCCGGAGACGAGCGAAGCGCGGGCGAGCGCGUCAGCGCCGGGAGGCAAUGCUGACGGGGAGGAAGACAAACAUGAUGAGCGUAUGUUGGAAUGCAACAUCUGCCUGGACACGGCUCGGGACGCCGUCGUCAGCAUGUGCGGACACCUGUUCUGUUGGCCCUGUUUGCACCAGUGGCUGGAGACGCGGCCGAGCCGGCAGGUGUGCCCCGUGUGCAAGGCGGCCAUCAGUCGCGACAAAGUGAUCCCGCUGUACGGCAGGGGCAACACUAAACAGGAGGAUCCUAGGAAUAAGGUGCCACCGCGGCCGGCGGGGCAGCGCACGGAGCCCGAGAACACGACUGGCUUCCCCGGCUUCGGGUUCGGCGAGGGCUUCCACAUGUCUUUCGGCAUCGGCGCCUUCCCCUUCGGCGUGUUCACGUCCACCUUCAACUUCGGUGAUCCCAGACCCAGUGCCGCUCCCCGCGGCACGGCGCAGUAUGAGGAGGAGCAGUUCCUGUCGAAGAUAUUCCUGUGGGUGGCCAUCCUGUUCGUGCUGUGGCUGAUCUUCGCAUGACCGCCGGGCAGGCCCCGCCGGCCCCGGGCCGCGCGAUGCUCCCCGCUGACUUGCCUCCGACACCGCUCUGCGUUUCGGUAUGUUUACACUUUGCUCGAUCCUACCCAAAUUCUCCCCAUUUCCUUUACAAGUAAUUUUAAGAAAUUCUCGGUGGAGUUGUCCACCCCGAAAAGGUGCGAUUGUAUAAAAUGUUUUGUAUUGUAAUCGUAUUUGAGUUGUUCACAUGUGAAUGUCUCAGCUAAGAUAUCGUCUUACUUACGUCGUCGUUGUGACAAGUUCAGUAGGGCUAAGUGGGAGUGACACGUCGUAACAGACAGUUGAUAUUUCAUUUUAGUCCGUCACAUCAGUGUAAUUAGGUCGGAAUUCGACAGCUCACAUGAAAUUGAUAGAAUCGAUUGAAGUUCAUUUGUAGCAUAUUGUGGGACGACAAUGUAUAGCAAGAUUUAAAUGAUAUUGUAGUAAAUUGAUAUAUUUAUCUACAACUUUUGCAAGUAUGAAAUGGUCAACAUUUAUUUUGUUAUUGUAUAAAAUGUUGGAUUAGCAAGUCUGUAAUGUUAAAGAUUUGUAUAACUAACAGCCAGUUUCUUCAUCAAAAGUUAAGCCAAAGUAAAAGUCAAAGUAACGUCUAAAGUAAAAGUAACGGUCAAAUUCAAUUUUUCUAUUAGUUUUGCUGUCACUUUAGCCUUGAAAAACGUAUUUGACCGUUACUUUUACUUUAGACAUUACUUUAACUUUAACUUUUGAUGAAGAAACUGGCCGUUAGUACUCAAAGCUAUUGAAAUUGUGUUAACUUUAGUGACUUGCCAUUUCGAUAUCUUAGAGAAUUGCACUGAAACUGUGGGAUUUUUCCAAAUUAGUGUGUUAAAACAUCUAUGAUGAUCUAUCGGAUUAAUCUAAAACAUACUUAAAUAUCGUAAAGGUAGCUAAAUAUGUCAGAACGCUGUAAUUCCACUAACAGCCCGUUCUGCAAAAUAAUUGCAAUUAUAAGACACGGAUUAAAUGUUUAAUAAUAAAAUAUGCAAAAUAUGAAGCAAAUAAACUGCUCUCCCUAUCACAGACACACUAAAGUAAAAUUUGCAAAAAUAUUUAGAAUAAUAGCUUUAGUUUUUACAUCUAGACACUCAUUGACAUGUUCUGUCGGAACAUUUAGAGCAGAUUCUUAUAAAGAGAUUAAUUAUUCGGACGUAUUUGCUCGAACUGGCAGUGGUCAGUUGUAGGUAAGAAUCGAGCUUGCACGAGCUUACAAAGCUGAUAAUGAUAUGAGCGAAUACCCCGUCAGUUUAGAACCGCUCUUACGUCAUUUUUAUACACCAUAAUUAUUAAUUCGGUAACUAUAAAAUAUGCAUUCUACUUAUCUAAUUAAGACAAUGACAUGUAAAUGAGUCUUUAGAUAAUUUUAUAGAAUAGAUUUAUUUUAAAAGAAAUCAUGAAAAGAGAGUCUUCAGAACAUCUUUAAGGGAAAUUUUACGACUCGUUAUAAAAAUGUAAUGUAAAUUAUUGUUUUCAAAUGUGAACAUGUCGUCACCGCACUCAUUUAUUUAUUUAGCCUUGUUUGACACUGCCGUAAUGUGGGUCUGCUAUCAAUAGGUUUACUGCACUUCUUACUAACAUGUGAACGAAUCUUGAGUUUACGAAUGUCGAUAUUUUAUCAACUAUCCAUCCUUUCCAUCGAAGUGAUUGCUGACGCCAGAAUUGGAACGUUGAUUCAUAAUGUGACAGUUCCCAAAAAUUACGCCAAAAUAGACCUUAUGCCUUGUUAUUAGAAGUCUCAGAAACGGCAAGUUACUCGUUCUGGUUCUGGUGUUAACAAUAACAUACAAAAUGAUGAUGACCACUAUACAUGGAAAUAUCGAUAGUUAAAUCAGAAAAGUAUUUAGUCAAAACAUGUUUUCCAGAUUCAUUUGCAAUAAUCUAAGCAGCUAAUAUAUAGUAUUGUUACUCAAUGAAAUGCUAUUCUAAUCGAGUUAUUAUAUCGACUUAAUGUGCACUUAUAUCAAUAAUUAAAUUUCAUUUCGUUUCAUCGAUGCUUCGAAGCAUGCUUUUGGUGCAUUAAAACUAAUAUUAUCAUGUUACUUGUGUAUAUAAACCCGUGUUAACGUUACAGGGGCCUUCAUUAUCAGUCGGUACGCUAGUAGGGUAGGUAGGGCUAGUCUGCAACAUCCACUGCUGUAUAACCUUGUAUUUGUGUACAAACUACGUAGACCACUCGAAGCAUAUGACUAUGAGGCGCAUGAUUAAGCGUCGGAUGUAAAUUCAGCCUUAUUUAUAAAUUGAAACUUAGAUGCGGCUUGCUAUAGAACACCAAGAUGUGUAGUUGAGUAAUAUUUAAAUCUUACCUUGCACAAGUUUGCCAUCACUGCGCCACAUACCAGUAACAUUUAUAAUCUGUGUAUUUUGUACACAGCUCAUAGUUAUUAUUAUUAUGGACACAAAGCUUAUAGGUUUUGGAUGUCUGAAAGAGUAUAAAUUAUAUUUUAUUUUAGUAUGGAGGUGUGACUACAUAUUGUAUGAUAGUUGUUUGCAUAGCGUUGCGAAUACUCGGAAAGACGUAUAAUAUAUGAAUUGGUAGAUUUUAUGUUAAUAUUCCUGUAAUGAUAAGUGUAUAUAUAAUUAUUGUAUUGUAUAUCAAACUAAUUACGUUGUGAUGGGAGGGUUUGUUUUGAUUGUAAAUUUGAAAAUAAAGAUACGUGAUGCUAA